AUGGGACCAAAAGUAGUAGUUAAUUGGGACACCUUUGAACUCCUAUGUCAAGAGGUGGAAAAAUUCCCUGCUAUAUGGGACAAACAGCAUCCAGAUCACAAAAAGCCCAAAUGUAUUGCUGAAAUGUGGGCCCAGAUAGACGAGGAGUGUCCCAAAUAUCAAGGAAAGGCCAAAGACGAAUGGGCCAAACCGGGCGGGGUACGAGAGCGAUUCCGAAAAGAAAUACAGAAAGGAAAGAAAACAUUGAAAAGUGGAGCUGCUACCAAAGAAGUGUGGGUCAGCAAGUGGCCACUUCUCAAUGUUUGUAAGUUCCUUCUGUCUCAAUUUGCGCACAGAAGUACCGAAGGAAAUCUCGAGGAGGAUGCGUCUGAAAAUAUAGAGAAAUCGCUAGUAGCACAUGAAAAUGCAGAAGAGGAAGAGGUACAACAAGAAAAAACCGCUACUGAUAAGUCAAAGGAAGAGAAAUCAGAGUCACUAUUGAAGAAUAGCAUGGGCGAAAAGAAUGAAGUAAAAAACCAGAAACACUAUUUGAAGGAUGAAUAUCUUACCAAAAUAUUGAUGGAAGACGAUGAUGAAGAGGAUUUGUUUGGGAAGACAGUGGCGAAAAAACUAAAGAAAUUACCGACAGGGCCCUGA
Messenger RNA from Macrobrachium nipponense, 636 nucleotides. RefSeq lists its product as uncharacterized. Gene Ontology annotation, biological process: regulation of transcription by RNA polymerase II. Bases 1 to 636 code for a protein of 211 amino acids. NCBI's taxonomy places the organism in Eukaryota, Metazoa, Arthropoda, Malacostraca, Decapoda, Palaemonidae. Gene Ontology annotation, cellular component: transcription regulator complex; nucleus. The transcript has a single exon. The record is from RefSeq and is a predicted model, not a curated record.